AUUUGAAGUAAGGCCCGCCUCGAAGCUCUCACCUCACUUCCAUGGCAGACGAAGAAUCGCGGAGAGUGAUCCCGUUCCAGCUUCAAUUUGAUAAGCCCACUGCUUCUCAGAUUAAGAUUGCUGAAUGGAAUCCAGAGAAGGAUUUGCUGGCCAUGGUCACCGAGGAUUCAAAGCUGCUUCUUCAUCGCUUCAAUUGGCAAAGGCUUUGGACUACCACCCCUGGAAAAUGCAUAACGUCCAUAUGUUGGCGCCCGGAUGGUAAGGCGAUUGCAGUGGGGCAUGAGGACGGAACCAUUGCAUUGCAUGAUGUGGAAAAUGGAAAGCUGCUGAGAAGUAUGAAGCUUCAUAGUGCUUCUGUCGUAUGUUUGACCUGGGAGGAAGAUAGAAGAAAGAUAAUGGAUGAAAACAGUAACAAUUUAAGAUACGAAGAUCGAACUGCUCGCUUUUUUCCGCCCGCUCCAAGAGUUCCUCGCGCACCUGGACUUGUCCCAGGAGAUAAUAGUGGUUUCACUGACGAAAGUGAUAAUUCGUUCCGGGAAUUGUUCGAUUCUUCGUAUAAACAGUUGGACAUUUUAUGCAGUGGGGAUAAAGAAGGAAAUAUUUGCUUUAAUAUUUUUGGUAUUUUCCCCAUAGGAAGAGUUAACAUACACAAUCUUGCAAUUCACAGUUCACAAUUGAAGAGCCAUGUUUCCUACCAAGUCAGAGAUGCUUCUAUUUGCAAGGUGGCAUUAUCAAGUGAUCUUUGUAAUAUUAUUGUUCUGUCCUAUGGUGGACUAGUUGAAAUGGGAUCAGAGGAAAGUGAUGAAAAACUGCUUGGAAGUGAUUUACAUGGUUUCCAUUGUUUCGUCCUCGAGAGUGAAAUUUUUUCAAAAAGGAAAAAUGAGCUACAUCAGGUUGCUCAGCAAGCUUCGAAUGUCGAGCAUCUGAUUGAAGUCAUCCGUAGGUCAUUUCAAGUCAUGUCUAAGCAAUGGGCAGAUGCGAUGCAUGUAUACCUUGAAAAAUUCAAUGCUCUAGUCUCCCUGCUUAUUGACCACGGUGUGGACUCCACUCCUCAAGAAGAAUUUUUAAGCUUGUUGGGUGGCGCAAGAACAAGUCCACCAAUUCAUCAAUUUUUAGUUAAUACUCUCGGUGAAGCAGGUAUCAAACGGAUGGCCAAGGCUGUUUGCGGGGCUGGGAAAGAACUUCAGGCAAUCGUUAUUGAUCAUCUACAGCCUGCUGCAGAAAUGAUUGGGUUUCGAAUGGGAGAACUGAGAGGGCUUUCAAAAUGGCGUGCACGUUACCAAGGUGUUGGUUUGGAUGAGAAACUAAUUGAUAAUGCAAUGGAGAAGGCUGGAAUGUUACUUGUACAGAUUGAGCGCUUUAGUAGGAUUCUGUCUUCAGCGAUGCAACAGUACUCCAAUUUUUUCAACUGGCUUCUGAAAUGUGUGAAAGUUCUAAUGUCUGAACCAAGUGAUCAGCUCCUUCCCUUCAGUAGUGAACUUGUCAUCUUAUUCCUGAAGUUUUUAUACGCUCAGGAUCCAGUUGGGACAUUGCUGCACCGCACUGAGACUAAUGACUUUAUUGAAGUAGAUUUGGAAACAAAGCAACGUGUCAAGGAACUGGUUCAUUUUGGAGGUUUUGCUGAUUACAAGCACUUGGAAAGAACCUUAUCUAAAGAAUUUCGACAACUGGAAUUUUGUUUCAAGAAGGCUUUGGGGAUGCCACUAACCACAGUUUCUCAAAGGAUACUAUGUAAAGAUGUGUUGCCGCUUUUCCCUGUUUCGCCAUCACAGAAAUCUAAGUUUUCUUAUUUUCCAACUUCAGUGUCGUACUAUCAGGAUACUUCUCAUGACGCUGCAUAUCACGGAACUGCCCGCCAGAAAAUUGCUGGUUACACUUGUUUCCUGAUACCCGAUGAGACUUUACCGAACAUCACAAAUUGCUUUGGCAUAGCUAGGGGCCUUAUUAAUGAGGUGGAAAACUCAGUCGAGGCUGCAUUGAUACGUAUCCCUGAUGGUUAUCACUUAGUAGAUCUGUCUCUGUAUAAAGAAAAACAAAUGGUGUUGCUUUUAAAUGAAGCUACUGCAGCUUCCGAGGGCUCAGGGAAUGCUUGUAUGAUGAUUGUACAAGCAGACGACCUUCCAUAUGCGUCUAUCUCGAGGUGCUCUGAUUCCAACUCUUGGAAUCUUGCCGAACUUCAGGACUCAAUUAUAAACCUCCAUUUGGAGAAUGAAAAGAUUCGGGAGAUUUCUCACUCUGUGGUUGCUCCUUUGGCAGUCAGCGCGUCGAGAGGUGUGGCUUGUGUUUUUGCUGUUAGAAAACGCGCGUUGGUGUAUAUCCUAGAGGAGGAUGAAGAUGAGAUGACGGAUUCAGAAUAGAUUACACGACUCGUUUCUGCUCGAAAUGGAUCACCUACCGUCAAG
Molecule: messenger RNA, 2402 nt
Organism: Andrographis paniculata
Lineage: Eukaryota; Viridiplantae; Streptophyta; Magnoliopsida; Lamiales; Acanthaceae
Product: anaphase-promoting complex subunit 4
Exons: 19
Coding region: 42-2357 (771 amino acids)
Biological process (GO): protein K11-linked ubiquitination; positive regulation of mitotic metaphase/anaphase transition; anaphase-promoting complex-dependent catabolic process
Cellular component (GO): nuclear periphery; anaphase-promoting complex
Molecular function (GO): protein binding
Source: RefSeq, a predicted model, not a curated record